AUGGCCACCUCGCCAGGCAAGAAGGUCGACGUCCCGACCGUCUCCUUCCGCGUCAUCACCGACGCUAAGGCCUUCGUAGGCCCGGCGGGCGUUCAAAGCGAGCAGGCGCGAUCUUAUGGCUACAAUGACUUUUCCUAUUUUGAGAGGCCAGAGCACUACAUCCGUCACAUCGAGCCUAUCGAGAGCGAGCUUGCAGUGCAAGUAGAGUACGACAUGGACGAGCAGGACCAGGAAUGGCUGGACGCAGUCAACGCCGAGCGCAAGAAGGAGCAGAUGGGGCCAGUGUCGUACGAGCUCUUCGAAGUCAUCAUAGACAAACUAGAGAAGGAGUGGUUCAACCUCAUUAAGCGCAUCCCGCAGCCGCAGAGCCACUUACCCGUUGAGGAUUCGAAAUGCGCCAUAUGUGACGACGGCGAAGGAGAGAACUCGAAUGCCAUCGUCUUCUGCGACGGUUGCAACCUCGCCGUCCACCAGGACUGCUACGGCGUUCCCUACAUCCCCGAGGGCCAGUGGCUGUGCCGGAAGUGCACUGUGUCCCCAGAGAACCCCGUGUCCUGCCUGUUCUGCCCGAACGAGGGCGGCGCAUUCAAGCAAACCACAACUGGGCUAUGGUCACACCUACUGUGUGCCAUAUGGAUCCCCGAACUGGGUGUUGGCAACUCGAUAUACAUGGAACCUGUCGAGAGCGUCGAGAACGUCCCCAAGAGCCGAUGGAAACUCGUGUGCUCUCUGUGCAAGGAGCGCGUUGGCGCGUGCAUCCAGUGUGAGAAACCGAGCUGCUUCACCGCAUUCCACGUGACGUGCGCGCGCCAGGCGGGUCUGCUCAUGAGCAUGAAGUUAAUGGGCGCGGACGGGCAGCUCAAGGCGUUCUGCGACAAGCAUCUGCCAGCGGACUGGCGGUUGGCCUCCGAGGCGGACGACAUUGAUGACGAGUCGUACCAUGGCUCUGAGGAAGACUCCGAGGACGCACCAUCCCCUGCUUCCCCAAGAAAACGUAAGCGCAACGACUCGACGACGACACGUCCAACGACUAUAACGACCAAGUCGGCGCGUGCACACGCCAAGUCGUACAGACCUGGGCCGCCUAUCGUGCCGCGCAUGAUCGUGAACCGCCUCGUCGAUUACGUUGCAAAGGUGUCGAUCAACAAGCGUAACCUCUUCAUCGAGCGCCUAUGUCGAUACUGGAGUCUGAAACGAGAGGCACGGCGUGGCGCGCCACUGCUGAAGCGCCUCCACCUUGAACCGUGGACCGCGACGACGGAAUCGCGUGACGAGACGGAAGCAGAGAAGGUGAAGAAGCUCGAGUUCCUCGUCGCGCUCCGCAACGACCUUGAGAAGGUGCGCCUGCUCGCUGAGCUCGUGCGGAAGCGUGAGAAGGAGAAGCUUCGUCAGGCACAGGUCAUCAAGGACGUCGUCGAGAGCUUCGUGUUCCAGCACUUCACUGCGUUACGGGCGGCGUACGAACGCAUCGCCGCUCUCGACAAGGAGGACAUUUUCCUCCACCCCGUCGACAAGGACGAGGUGCCCGACUAUUACGAGGUGAUCAAAGAACCGAUCUGUUUCUCCGACAUCGAUGAGAAGAUCGACAACGUCAUCUACCGCAACGUGGCGGAGUUCAAGCACGACAUCAGCCUUGUAUUCGCGAACGCACAGGUGUACAACAAGUCGGACACGGCGUUUUACCGUCGUGCCGGUCGGUACAAAUCGCUUGCGGAGCCGAUUCUCUCUGAGUUGGACGGCCUUCAUGCCACGUCCUCGCUCUUGCCGGCAGGGGACGAGUGGAUCCACCCGGCAGAUGGCGCUGUGGGUGACCUCGAGACCUCGCUGGCACGAUUGCAUACGCUGCUGGCACCAGACCGCACCGACCCGACGCGCGAUCUUCUCGCGUCGAUCUUCGUGUCUGAAGUGGAGAAGCCGAAGGAGCCGACGCCGCCGCGGCCAAAGCGCCAGUACGUGGACCGGAAGAAACUGCAGGCAGAGCGCGAGGAGCGAUACCAGGAGCGCAAGGCAUUGGGCGGGCUGCGGACGAGCCGACGCAACAACGCUCUUGCUUCCUCCCCGUUGGAGACGCCGGCGCCUGAGCUUGCUGCUGAGCCUGAACCGGUACCUGAACCCCAGCAUCGGUCAGAGCCGGGUCCAAGCGGCACGAGCUUUACUCCACGGAGACGCACGAGGCGCGCAGUGGCGGAGGCAGAGGCCAGCUCCGCUUCCUCGUCUCCUGGAUCCAUCAAACCCAUGAAGCACCCACAACGCGGUGUUCUCGGCGUCCGGAGCGUACCUGUGCUCACGGACGCGCAGCGGCGCGCCAAAGAAAAGAGACUGGACCUGGUUACGACAUCAUUAGACGCGCGGCACCAGAACGAGCGCUUCAACGUGGGCUGGAUCUUGCCCGAGGGGUCGAAGCGGCGGCGGGCCGAGCCGGACCCUCCCAAACUCAAGGAGCCUCCCAAGUCCAAGCCAAGGGGAAAGGUGUACGAGCCGGAUCCGAAGGAGAAGAACGAGACGGAGAAGGAGAAGACGGGCAAGGAGAACGGGCGGCCGCGCAAUGUUUCCCUGUCGUCCGCACGGUCCACCACGCCACGGUCCAGCAAGCGCAAUGCAUCGCCAUUACCAUUACCAGGGCCGUCCGCCAAGCGGCUGAAAGCCGAGAGUGACGACGACGAGCUCACCCCUGUGCCGGAUAGCGCACCGCUCACUGCCACCGAGCCGACCUUCCCAGAUCGCGGCAGUUUAUCGCCACUCCCAGAGGACAUGGCGACGCCGCGGAAGAAGAUGGAUGUGAGUGAGGAGGAGACGGAGGGGAUGGCAGAUGAACAGAGCGAUGAUAAGGAGGAGAGCUCGACGCGCAAGGAAGCCAUGGAAGUCGAAGAGAGAAACGAAAAUGUGCAGGCGGAGGCGGCUGAACUUGUCGAGAACGACAAGGGGAUGAACCCACCAGGGCCACCAGAAGAAGGGAACGAGUCAGCACCGCCAGAAGCGGGGAACGAGAGAGCUGAGGACGGUACGCUGGAGAGCGCGACAGCGGUUCAAGAAGAAGAUCACGACGGUUCCGGCCAGAUGGCGAUGGCAGCCAGUGAGGAGGACAAGGUUCCAAACGACGACUCCGCAGCGGAACCCGCCGUGGACGACGCACCCACCACAGGGCCGUCCGCCGCCGUCCCACCACAGGCCAGCAUCGCGCACUCAGGUCCAUCCUCCCCUCCCGCCAGUAAGGUCAAGCUCGAUUUCCGACCUGGCAUGCAAGUGUGGGCCAAGGUAACGUCGUUCCCGUACUUCCCUGCCCAGAUCGUCGACCCUGUGACCGAACGGGAGACUGUGCCACAGAGCGUUCUAGACCUCGAGGAGAGCAGCGCCAAGAACGGUGCCGUGCUUCUUGUCCGCUUCUACGACAAGGAGGGAUCAUGGGGCUGGGCGACUGAGGACCGAAUCGCGCCAAUCGGCGGUGAGGACGACGUGUUGUACCUUGCCGGCAAGGAGCCGGGCAAGAAGAAGAAGGCUGCCAAUAACCGCACCAAGGCCAAGUGCCGCAAGGCGUACAACGAGGCCGUGGCCGCCAUGAAGCAGGCGUAA
Molecule: messenger RNA, 3570 nt
Organism: Cutaneotrichosporon cavernicola
Lineage: Eukaryota; Fungi; Basidiomycota; Tremellomycetes; Trichosporonales; Trichosporonaceae
Exons: 11
Coding region: 1-3570 (1189 amino acids)
Biological process (GO): regulation of transcription by RNA polymerase II
Cellular component (GO): MOZ/MORF histone acetyltransferase complex
Molecular function (GO): protein binding
Source: RefSeq, a predicted model, not a curated record